AUGUGCAAGGUAUUUGCGAUAACCUUGCGAGGAGUAGCCCAAGACUGGUUCCACACCCUACCAUCCAGGUCGAUCAGCAGCUUCAAGGAGCUAGCUUACGUCUUCACCAAAGAAUACACCUCUUACCAGACAAUCAAGAAGAACCCUGACCACUUGUACAACCUACGCAAGAAGUCUGACGAAUCCCUUCGAGAUUACAUCAAGAGAUUCAAGGCGGAGAAGGCGAACAUUGCAGGAUGUGACGACCGAAUCUCAUCCACUGCUUUCAAGAAAGGCCUUCCAGCUGAGCACGACUUGUACCGCGAGUUGACUAUCACUCCCAGCCAGACUCUAGCAGAGGUCUACGUCACUGCGGAAUGCUACACGGAAGCUCAGCCAACUAAACGGGCAAGCCAAAGAGGUAACGGAUUUAACAACAGGAACAAGGACAAGCGCAGGUCGCACCCACAAGGGGAGGCUACGGUAGGAGAGAACUACCCCAAAUUCACCAUCCCCAUACAUCAAAUCUUAGCCCAAGUGAAUAACAAACCUUGGGUAAGAAAACCACCACCCUUGAAAGGAGAUCCGGACAAGAGGGAUACUAGCAAAUACUGUGUCUUCCAUGGAACGCAUGGACACACUACGAACAACUGCUUCGCUUUGAAAGCGCAUCUUGAAGAACUCGCGAGAGAAGGUCACUGCACAGAAUUCAUUGCGAAGCAGGCCAUCCAACGAAUUAAAGAUCGAGACACCGCCAAGGAGCCGCCUCAAAAGGUCAUAAGGAUUAACACAAUCUUAGCCGACUCCGAGGAGUCUGGGCUGACCAGUAAGGAAAAGAAGAGAAAGAUCAAACAGGCCACUGUGAUCUCCCAAGUGUUGACCGACCUUCCACCAGCAGAAAACGAUCCUGUGAUCGGCUUCCAGAAGAAAGAUCUGAUCGGCCUCGACAUGCCACAUAAUGACGCCCUUGUCAUCAGCAUUCAAAUCGCUCAGGCCAUGGUCGACCGAAUCCAUGCAGACGAGGGCAGCGCAGCCAAUAUCCUACAAUUGGCGGUCAUUUAA
Messenger RNA from Prunus dulcis (almond), 1041 nucleotides. RefSeq lists its product as uncharacterized. The transcript has 2 exons. NCBI's taxonomy places the organism in Eukaryota, Viridiplantae, Streptophyta, Magnoliopsida, Rosales, Rosaceae. The coding region runs from base 1 to 1041 and encodes 346 amino acids. The record is from RefSeq and is a predicted model, not a curated record.